Cladophialophora immunda is the source of this 570-nucleotide messenger RNA. RefSeq lists its product as uncharacterized. Bases 1 to 570 code for a protein of 189 amino acids. The record is from RefSeq and is a predicted model, not a curated record. NCBI's taxonomy places the organism in Eukaryota, Fungi, Ascomycota, Eurotiomycetes, Chaetothyriales, Herpotrichiellaceae. The transcript is spliced from 2 exons.
AUGUCUACGAACCAAGCCAUCCCCAACAAUCUUCCCGUCGGUAAAAGGCUGAUAACCUCUCACAAUGACGCAGGCCAAGCAGUUUUUCACACCGUCGACCAAGGUCAUCUCAAGCCCGUCCUGGGAGGUGUUGCUCAGUACAACACCGUCUACAGCACGGUAAAGACACCGAUAGACCUCGAGAACGAAGAGGACAUCUGUGUGAACGAAGCGAACCAAGACCUGCCCCUCUCGAUCCGUGGUGGUUCGGUGUGCAGAAUCGUGGAUAUGGAGCCCGGAGGCCGGGCCCCCAUGCACCGCACCGAGUCCGUCGACUACGGUAUCGUAAUCUUCGGAGAAGCGGAAUUGAUUUUGGAUUCUGGAGAGACGCAGUUGAUGCGCCCCGGAGAUGUGGUGGUCCAACGAGCCACCAAACACAGCUGGUACAAUCCGAGCAAGGAAAACUGGGUUCGGGUGGCCUUUGUUCUCCUCGAAGCGCUACCGGUCCGGGUCCAAGGCCAGGUGCUGGGUGAGGAAUUGUCGGGGCUGUCGUCAGAUCAUCCCAGCACGGCGAACUUCAAGAGUCACUAA